Messenger RNA from Mugil cephalus (flathead mullet), 4118 nucleotides. It is a transcript of the gene rfc1, whose product is annotated as replication factor C (activator 1) 1. The record is from RefSeq and is a predicted model, not a curated record. Gene Ontology annotation, molecular function: DNA clamp unloader activity; DNA binding; ATP hydrolysis activity. The transcript is spliced from 23 exons. Gene Ontology annotation, cellular component: DNA replication factor C complex; nucleus. Gene Ontology annotation, biological process: DNA replication; DNA repair. The coding region runs from base 138 to 3707 and encodes 1189 amino acids. Lineage: Eukaryota; Metazoa; Chordata; Actinopteri; Mugiliformes; Mugilidae.
CAGCAACCAGCCCCGCCCCUCGUGUGCGUCAUCUCCGGGCGACGACAGAACCAAGCUUCGCGCGCCAAGCAGAAGGAGGUUUUUUCUUACUUUUCUGAUAAAAAAAACUUGUCUGAGCGCUGCGGGAAAACGUGUUCAUGAUGGACAUCAGGCGGUUCUUUGCACCGACAUCCGCUAAACCGGCGGUGCAGAAACCAGCCUCGAAUGAAAAUGUCAAACCCGAGAAGAAGAAGAAGAAGAGUCCUCUGUCUUCAGACGAGGAGGUGAAGAAUAAAAAGAAACAAACCACCAAGGCCAAAAGCCCCAAAGCAGAAGAGCAACACAAGGAUGGAGGGAAAAAGCGAAAGAAGCAUGCAAUCAUAGAGUCAGACUCGGAGGAGGAGGAGGUGCCCGUGAGCAAGUCAAAGAAAUCUCCCAAAGAGAAAGUGAAGACCAAGAAGGCAGAGCCGCCUCCCAAGAAAGACCCGGUGCAGUACGUCUCUGAAACAGACUCGGACAGCGACACCUUUCAGAGCCUGAAGAAAGUCUCCAAACCCAACCAGAGGAGCGGCUCCAAAACGUCAAAGUCAGAUGCGGAGAGUCCUCGGUCGGCACCCAGAGGAGGAGUGAAGUCUCCUCCCAAGCCUUCUGCUACUCAGGGGGGGAAAACUGGGUUAAAGUCUCCUCCUCUGCCUGCCACCCCUAAGUCAGCACCACCUCCUCCCCAGCCCAAACAAACCCCCACCUCAGUGCUGGACUACUUUGGCGAAGGGACCGUUCAGCGGUCAGACAAGAAACUGGUGGCCAGCACCAAACGAAAGGCUCCAACUCAAGACACAGACGACCUGAUAAGUGAUGAAGAACUUGCAAGACAGCUGCAGCUGGAGGAGGAGAUGGAGCUGGAAAAACAGGUGCACGAAGAUGAGGAAUUCGCAAAAACACUGGCGAUGCUGAACGAGGAGCCACAGGCCAAGAAGGCUCGUAAAGGCUCUGAUGAAAGACCGGGCCAAACCGUAACUCCCAAGAAGGGCAGAGCGAAUGCUGCCGGCAGCACGAGCAGCCCUUCAAAGCCCGGCCGGAGCGCGUCGGAGGCCGCGAUCAGCCCGUCUCCCAAGAAGAACGCCAGCCCCGUCAAAGCCAGCUCCAAACUGGCCCUGAUGAAGAGAAAAGACGAGCUGAAGGACGAAGAGUCGAAGAGCAAAGUGACGAAAAACAAAAUCUCCCCUAAAAAGGAGCCGCGUGAUUCUGCGAUCUCAGACGUGAAGUUCACGCCUAAAGCGGGAACUACCCCCACUGCACUUAAAAUCUCCCCCAAGAAACCUGAGAGCACUAGUACGAGUCCUGAGGACAUGGAGAAGAAGAAAGCCAACACCUCAGCUUACAGGAACUACCUCAACAGAGAUGGACCACGAGCUCUGGGCUCCAAGGAAAUCCCCACGGGGGCGGAGAACUGUCUGGAGGGCUGCGUGUUUGUGUUGACGGGCGUCCUGGAGUCGAUCGAGAGAGACGACGCCAAGUCUCUCAUCGAGCGCUACGGAGGCAAGGUGACGGGAAACGUCAGCAAGAAGACCACCUACCUGGUGCUGGGCAGAGACAGCGGCGCCUCGAAGCUCGAGAAGGCGGAGAGUUUCGGUACAAAGAUCCUGGAUGAAGAUGCUCUAUUGGAGCUGAUCAGAACCAAACCAGGAAAGAAGUCAAAGUAUGAGAUCGCUGCAGAAGCCGAGAGCAAAGCCCCAAAGAGCAGGACUCCCUCCACCCAGACGUCAAAGACCACCCCCAAGUCCCAGAAGAUCUCCCCCUCUAAGGGGAACUCCAGGUCCCCUCAGACCCCGAGCCCGUCAAAGACCGGCCUGGCACAAGGCCACGGCUCCAGGACGUCAGAUGCCAGCACCCCGUCUGGGAGAGGGUCGCGUCACACUGCCCGGCGAGAGCUGGGUCUCUCCUCCACCUCCUCUUCCUCCUCCUCCUCCACGUCGACCCCGGCCCCAUCGUCGUCAGAGGAGGGCGCCAGCACGCUGUGGGUGGACAAGUACCGGCCGCGCUCCCUGAAGACCGUGAUCGGCCAGCAGGGCGACCAGAGCUGCGCCAACAAGCUGAUUCGAUGGUUGCAGAACUGGCACAGAAACCACGGCGGCGGCAGCGCCAGCAAACCAGCAGCAGCGAAGUUUGGUAAGUUUGGAGGCAAAGACGAUGGAUCGGGUCACAAAGCCGCUCUGCUCUCCGGACCUCCUGGCGUGGGGAAGACCACCACAGCUGUGCUGGUCUGUGAGGAGCUGGGCUUCAGCUACGUGGAGAUGAACGCCAGCUGCACUCGUAGCAAAAACAGCCUGAAGGAAGUGGUUGCAGAGUCACUGAACAAUACCAGCAUCGAGAACUUCUACAAAGGAACGUCUUCGACCGUGAGCAGUAAACACGUUCUCAUCAUGGAUGAGAUCGACGGCAUGGCUGGAAACGAGGACCGUGGAGGAAUCCAGGAGAUGAUCAACCUCAUCAAAACCUCGAAGGUUCCCAUCAUCUGCAUGUGCAACGACCGCAACCACCAGAAGAUCAGGUCUCUGGCCAACUACUGCUUCGACCUGCGCUUCCAGAGGCCACGGGUGGAACAGAUCAAGGGAGCCAUGAUGUCUAUCGCUUUCAAAGAGGGAAUCAAGAUCCCGCCCCCAGCUCUGAAUGAAAUCAUUUUAGCUUCCAAUCAGGACGUCCGACAGGUGAUCCACAACCUGAGCAUGUGGUCGGCCAAAGACAAGGUGAUGACGUACGACCAGUGCAAGGCGGACGCAGCCAGCGCCCGCAAGGACAUGAAGCUGGGCCCGUUUGACGUCUGCAGGAAGGUGUUCGCCUCGGGGGACGAGACGUCCCACAUGAGCCUCAUCGACAAGUCCGACCUCUUCUUCCACGACUACUCGCUGGCGCCGCUGUUCGUGCAGGAGAACUACCUGCACGUCCGUCCUGCCGCUGCUGGCGGGGACAUGAAGGCCCACCUGGUGCUGCUGAGCAAGGCGGCGGACUCCAUCUCUCAGGGCGACAUGGUCGACAGACGGAUCCGCUCAGGGCAGAACUGGUCUCUGCUGCCCACCCAGGCCAUCUACGCCAGUGUGAUCCCAGGCGAGCUCAUGAGAGGCUACAUGUCUCAGUUCCCGGUCUUCCCCAGCUGGCUCGGCAAGAACUCCUCCACCAGUAAACACUCCCGCAUCGUUCAGGAGCUGGCCUCGCACAUGAGUCUCAAGACCAUGAGCAGCAGGCAGGCGGUGAACCUGGACUACCUGUUCUACCUGCGACAGGCGCUGCUGAGUCCUCUCCAGAAACACGGCGCUGAGGGCGCGGCUCAGGCUGUGAAGCUGCUGGACGACUACCAGCUGGUCAAGGAGGACGUGGACAGCAUCAUGGAGAUCAGCGUCUGGGGGGGACAGGCCGACCCCUACUCCAAACUGGAUUCCAAGGUGAAGGCGGCUUUCACCCGUUUGUACAACAAAGAGGUUCAUCUGACGCCGUACUCCCUCCAAGCCGUGAAGAAGGGGCGUCGCGGUGGCGGCGGGGGGGAGUCGGAGUUGGGAGGAGAGGACGGCGGCCAGGACGGCGGCCAGGAGUCUGAGGAGGAAGGGGACGGCCUCAAAGCCGACGCUAUGAUCAAGCAGAAAAAGGCCAAAACCACAAAGGAGUCGACUAAGCAGAAGAAGGAAGAAUCUGGGAAAGGCAAAGGCAAAGGGAAAGGAAAGGGAAAGAAAUGAGGACGGACUCAUUAGGAAACUUUUGUGUGCACUUACAUGGAUCCAUUCAUGAGCGUGUAGAGAAACUGGUCAGCAGGUCACUCAUCUGUCCUCUUUCUUUUUGUUUAACAGUCUGUGUCUCUUUACUGAACAAUGAUGCUGAUAUUGUCUGCUCUGUCUCUGUCUGCCAUCAUCAUCAUCAUGUCAGUCCACGUCUCACGAGGAGCAGCAGCGGUAGUCGUAGUGUUGUUCCUUCAGUCGUUUCACAGUGUUGAGGAUGUAAAUAGCGCUGACGUAGAAGACUGUUACUUUUUACUACAGCGAUGCCUUUGCUCUACGGUUAGAACCGAGGAUCUGUCUCUUGUAAAUUGCAAUUUUGUAAAGGAAAAAAAAAAUGUCAUGAGGUGUAAUAGAGAAAUAUGUUGCUCAUGA